AUCCUUUGCCUCCAGGACACAUUAAGGUGAGAAUACGAUCUCUGGCUGUCUGGAACUAGCCUGAGAGUGUAAGGCAGCCAUGGAUAUGGGAUAUGAGCUACUCAAUGAGAGCCGCACUUGGCUUUCCCCUCCAUUUGACCUUGAUGGCUCUGUGGUGGCGGCCAACAGCUCCAACCAGACAGAGCCGUACUAUGAUCUGACCAGCAAUGUAGUCCUCACAUUCAUCUAUUUUGUGGUCUGCAUCAUUGGAUUGUGUGGCAACACACUUGUCAUUUAUGUCAUCCUCCGCUAUGCCAAGAUGAAGACCAUCACCAACAUUUACAUCCUCAACCUGGCCAUCGCAGACGAGCUCUUUAUGCUGGGUCUGCCCUUCCUGGCCAUGCAGGUGGCUCUGGUCCACUGGCCCUUUGGCAAGGCCAUUUGCCGGGUGGUCAUGACUGUGGAUGGCAUCAAUCAGUUCACCAGCAUUUUCUGCUUGACGGUCAUGAGCAUAGAUCGAUACCUGGCUGUGGUCCACCCCAUCAAGUCGGCCAAGUGGAGAAGACCCCGAACGGCCAAGAUGAUCAAUGUGGCCGUGUGGGGAGUGUCCCUGCUGGUCAUCUUGCCUAUCAUGAUAUAUGCUGGGCUUCGGAGCAACCAGUGGGGAAGAAGCAGCUGUACCAUCAACUGGCCAGGUGAAUCUGGGGCAUGGUACACGGGGUUCAUUAUCUACACCUUCAUCUUGGGGUUCCUGGUGCCCCUCACCAUCAUCUGUCUUUGCUACCUGUUCAUUAUCAUCAAGGUGAAGUCCUCUGGGAUCCGAGUGGGUUCCUCCAAGAGGAAAAAGUCUGAGAAGAAGGUCACGCGGAUGGUGUCCAUAGUGGUGGCAGUAUUCAUUUUCUGCUGGCUUCCCUUCUACAUCUUCAAUGUCUCCUCUGUCUCGGUGGCCAUCAGUCCCACCCCAGCCCUUAAAGGCAUGUUUGACUUUGUGGUGGUCCUCACCUAUGCUAACAGCUGUGCCAACCCUAUCCUGUAUGCCUUCUUGUCUGACAACUUCAAGAAGAGCUUCCAGAAUGUCCUCUGCUUGGUCAAGGUGAGCGGCACAGAUGACGGGGAACGGAGUGACAGUAAGCAGGACAAAUCCCGGCUGAAUGAGACCACGGAGACCCAGAGGACCCUCCUCAAUGGAGACCUCCAGACCACUAUCUGAACGGCUUGAAAAAGAAAUAAUACGCCAAGCUCUGCCAAGUGGCAUGUGCUCCCUGCCCCCACCCCUCCCUUCCUCCCAUCCGUCACACCUGGCUUCUAGAAUAGGGAAUUGCUCAGCAUGAGUCCAAUCAGAGAAUAGUGUUUGAGUCGGCUUGUCUGAGUGAAAGAUAAUGUAUUAAAUUGAUGACACCCCCCUCUUCCCUUUAAAGUGAACAUUUAAAUGCAGGCAGACAAUUCCAAGUCAGGAGAAGACAAGAUCAUGCCUGGGUGUGAUCUGUAGAAAUGGUGAAGCUCAAGAAAAAUAGAAAAGUAUAUCUGCGUGUUUAAAACCUAAUAUGUAACCUGUGGUCUUAACAUUUAUUCUUAUCUCUUCUACUACUCUCUAGCCCCUGUAUAGUCAUUACCUCUGUUUCCUGUGUUCCAAAGUACAUGAGUAGUAAUUGAAGUGUGCCUAGUGUAGGUGGACGUUUAUUCCAAUAUGGUACCCGCAGAAAUGGAUCUGCCAUGAAGCCAAUAAAGUUUAAGCUUCAGGGAUAUCUCAUGCUUGGGCAGUGUUUUCACAUGACCACAUGUUUUUGAAAAA
Molecule: messenger RNA, 1771 nt
Organism: Enhydra lutris kenyoni (northern sea otter)
Lineage: Eukaryota; Metazoa; Chordata; Mammalia; Carnivora; Mustelidae
Product: somatostatin receptor 2
Exons: 1
Coding region: 80-1189 (369 amino acids)
Biological process (GO): cellular response to estradiol stimulus; neuropeptide signaling pathway; cellular response to glucocorticoid stimulus
Cellular component (GO): neuron projection; membrane
Molecular function (GO): neuropeptide binding; somatostatin receptor activity
Source: RefSeq, a predicted model, not a curated record